CUCUUCCGUAAGUCUAGUCUCGAGUGUCGGAGUUUUCAUAUCUAUUUUUUGUCCAUUCAGAAUAUAAGACGCCCAUCAUCAGAAGACAUGGCAGUAGAUAACAAUGCAGCGUGCACUAAAGUUGUCAUUAUUCCUUUUCGCAAUUGUCUUAGUUAAUAGUUCACCAGCUGCAGACGUCCCCGGAGACUGGUGGAGAGAUACCUUCAUCUACCAGAUUUACCCGAGAAGUUUCAAGGACAGCAAUGGUGACGGCAUUGGAGAUCUGAAUGGCAUAACCGAUAAAUUAGAGCACCUAGCUGAUAUCGGUGUAAGUACCGUAUGGUUGUCGCCCAUUUUCGUGAGUCCCAUGGUGGAUUUUGGGUACGACAUUGCGAAUUUCACGGACAUCGACCCGAUAUUCGGGAACCUGAAGGAUUUUGAGCGUCUCACAGCGAAGGCCAAGUCUCUCAGGCUGAAGGUAGUUUUGGAUUUUGUGCCAAAUCACAGCUCGGACAAGCAUCCAUGGUUUCGGAAGAGCAUCCAGAGGAUCAAACCAUACGAUGAAUAUUAUGUUUGGAGUGAUGGUAAGCUGGUGAAUGGUACCAGACAGCCACCCAACAACUGGAUGAGUGGUUUCCAAGGUUCCGCUUGGGAAUGGAAUGUCGAGAGAGGCCAGUACUAUCUCCAUCAAUUCGCAAUCGGUCAACCCGAUCUCAAUUACCGGAGUGCCGCCCUCAUGAAGGAAAUGGCAGACGUCCUGACAUUUUGGAUCGACCGCGGCGUUGAUGGUUUUCGAAUCGACGCUGUAGCUCUCCUCUUCGAAGACGCACAACUUCGGGAUGAACCGGUGAUCCCGAACACAGGGUUACCCCCCACGGACUCCGGUAAUCUCGAGCACAUUUACACUCGGGACUUGCCGGAAGUUUACGGAGUUCUCAAAUCAUGGAGGCAGUCGGUGGACAAUCUAGGAGGUGGCAAGAAGAUCUUGCUGACCGAAGCCUACACAACGAUUCCUCUCACGAUGAAGUAUUACGAAGCCGGAGGACUUCCGAUGAAUUUCAUGUUUAUUUCAAAUUUGACUGGCUCAUCGAAAAACACGGAUUUCAAGAAGAGCAUCGAUCUCUGGUUAAAUAAUAUGCCUCAUGGUGAUUACGUCGCCAAUUGGGUCGUUGGAAAUCACGAUAAUCACCGCGCAGCGUCGAGAUUCGGAGUAAAUAGAGCUGAUCAGCUCUCUAUGCUUGCUGCGGUUUUGCCAGGAGUCGGAAUCAUUUACAACGGCGAUGAAAUUGGUAUGGAGGAUACUCCAGUGACGUGGAAUCAAACAGUAGAUCCAGCUGGAUGCAACGCCGGUCCGGAUAAGUAUUCUCAAUAUUCCCGGGACCCGGAACGGACACCGUAUCAGUGGGAUGAUACCAUCAGCGCUGGAUUCUCUACGAGCAACAGAACUUGGCUUCCCAUCAAUCCAAAUUACAAAUCUUUAAAUCUACGUAGACAGAAAAUGACGGGAACAUCGCACUACGCCGUCUUCAAGAAAUUGGUUGCCCUGAAGAAGCUAUCGGUAAUUAAGAAUGGCACGACUCAAAUCAUCUUGAUGGAGAAUAAUACAUUUGGAGUUGUGAGACGACUGCCAGACGUCUCGCCGGUGAUUUUGCUAAUCAAUUUUUCGGACGUUAGUGUCGGUGUUGAUGCGAGCACUUGGUUGAAUGCACCUGAGGAGAUGACUGUGUACGUGACAAGCGUCGGUGUGACAAUCCCGAUCGGGACGAGGUUAAAUAUUACAGUCCUCAGGAUACCACCGGCCGGAUCCCUCAUUUUGGUCUGACAGGCAUCAAAUCACCGGCACUCAGUGCACUCCCGUUUGAAACGCUCAAUUCAGAAACUGAUUUAAAUGGAAUUUUACAGAAAAACGAUAAAUUAGCAAUUCGGAUAAAGUACGAUUGAUCCAAUUAAUUUAAUUACAUAAUAAUUAAAUUACGUACCAGUCAAUCCAUUUUGUUAUCUA
Molecule: messenger RNA, 1981 nt
Organism: Fopius arisanus
Lineage: Eukaryota; Metazoa; Arthropoda; Insecta; Hymenoptera; Braconidae
Product: maltase 1-like
Exons: 1
Coding region: 104-1801 (565 amino acids)
Biological process (GO): carbohydrate metabolic process
Source: RefSeq, a predicted model, not a curated record